Molecule: messenger RNA, 1104 nt
Organism: Cladophialophora yegresii CBS 114405
Lineage: Eukaryota; Fungi; Ascomycota; Eurotiomycetes; Chaetothyriales; Herpotrichiellaceae
Exons: 2
Coding region: 1-1104 (367 amino acids)
Cellular component (GO): endoplasmic reticulum
Molecular function (GO): protein-folding chaperone binding; misfolded protein binding
Source: RefSeq, a predicted model, not a curated record
AUGGCUGACAGCGCGAUAUCGCAAGGAUUCUCCCUCGUGGGAUGGGCAUUCUUGCCAACUUAUGCCACUAACAUCUUGCAAACCAUCUACUACCGGGUGACCAUUCCUGCCGGGCAGCGACAUCCACACCCGGGAGAGCCGCUCUUUGCAUAUCACCAUCGACGGAUUCGAGUCUUCGUCCUGUCACUCUACCUCGUCUAUACCCUCGCGCAGGCGCUGUAUGAUAUCACGUUGUCUGGCGACUUCUACAGGUUGCUCGGCGUGACACCAUGGUCAGGCGAGAAAGAGGUCAAAAGUCGGUUCAGAAGACUUGCAGCCAGAUACCACCCUGACAAACUGCAUGAGAAUGGGCAGCCGUUCCCUAGCGCCGACGCAGUGUUUGUUCGCUACAAGCUAGCACACGAUACCAUAUUGGAUCCUGCAAAGCGAUUCGCAUACGACCGAUUUGGGCCGGUCAUUGUGCAGGUGCAGCACCCAGGACUGAAGACCAUCAAGGAUUAUGUCUACGCUGGCCUGCGCUCAAAGGCUCCUGAGUACCUGUCCAACGCGGGGGUGCUUAUUCUACUGAACUACAUCUGGCUACCUAAAUGGGGCCAGUUCUGGCGGUAUUUUGCAGUCGCCUGUAUGGCGUUUCUCGAGCUAUACUUCCUAACACACGUCUGGGAGCCACCGAAACUCGCAUUGCUCUGGGCCUCUACGGCCCAGAAGUUGCUGCCAGACCUGCUGCCGCCUCAUCUCCUACCCUACCAGGUAUUGGGCUUGGCCAGGCGGAUGUCCAUGUCCAUAAACAUAUUCAUCUCCCAGCUUGCACCGCCCAAAGCAAGAGACCCUGCCAUGCGUGAUAUGCAAACACAACAGCAGAUUGCACACCUUGCUCAGGCGGCCAGCCGGCUGGACGCCGAGACAGGAGGUUUGCUUCAGCUAGCCAUGAGUCCGUUCCGAGGAGAGGGUGAAAAGGCGGAGAUUUUGAGGUCUGGGAUGAAGGAAUCCUUGGUGACAAGUACCUUGAGGAGACAUCCGGAAGUAAGAGCGGCUGUGCAAAGAGUCCUGGAUCGCAGGAGGGGCGCGGCCAUCAUGCAGGAACGCGGCGAGUCGGUCUCGUAA